This is a messenger RNA of Cynara cardunculus var. scolymus (artichoke), 1224 nucleotides long. RefSeq names its product probable membrane-associated kinase regulator 2. Gene Ontology annotation, cellular component: plasma membrane. The transcript has 2 exons. NCBI's taxonomy places the organism in Eukaryota, Viridiplantae, Streptophyta, Magnoliopsida, Asterales, Asteraceae. Bases 55 to 1008 code for a protein of 317 amino acids. The record is from RefSeq and is a predicted model, not a curated record.
ACUUCCUUCCUCAAACCUUCUCUCAAAAAAUCAUUUACUCUGGCUUUCCCUACCAUGGACGUCUUCAGUCUUCUCAAAUUCUGGCGUAAUGCCGGUAUCGGAGACCCCAUAACCGCCGGUGACUUUGAUAUUUCAGCUGAUGAUGAAGGGUCAUUCUUUGAUUUGGUCUUCACAAAUCCGAACAAUCUCGAAGACAAUGACUCUGUCGAUUCUCCAACUGUCAGCGUCAUUAGUGGCUUCCACAGUGACCACUACAAUCAAUUUUCAAAGAUGGAUGGCGCUGAUUCAAAGUCAAAUCACACUUAUUCCUCUUCACAUGCUGUUUUUUUCAACAAUAAGAGUAAGAUUUUGCCUCUAGAUUCAUCCAAUUCGAAGACGCCUAGAUCUCCGUUUCGUGUUUUGAUGCUAGGGUUUCAGAAUAGCAAAACGAAAUCGGACAAGAAGGAGAUGAAAUGCGAAAUCGAGGAGGUCACGAUCAGUUCUUUGCUCAAAAGAGAUAACAGUUUGAGGAACAAAAUGAGGUCGGAGAAGUUUCUAGAACACGAUCAGAUGCCAUCAAAACGUUUCUCGAAGGACGUUGUUCACAAGUAUUUGAAUCUGAUCAAGCCUUUGUAUAUUAAGGUUUCCAAGAGAUCAAACGAGAAGGUUAGGUUCUCCGAUCACUCUCCGAUGCCGUCAUCGUCGUCUCCGGCGGCUUCAUCAGUGUUUUCUCCGAGAAAGGAAGAGAAACAGGGAGGGAGAACAAUGUUUAAAGAAGUUCGUAAGCAUUUAGGAAAGAGUCGAUCGUCGUCAUCAUCUUCCACCUCCGUUAAAUCAAUUCCGUCACCGGCAACCCGGAGAGAUGACUCCGCUUUACAACAACAGGAUGGAAUCCAAAGUGCCAUUUUACACUGCAAGAAAUCGUACAAUUCACCUUCUCAAGGGUGCAAUGUUCUGUCAAGAUCAGGAAGUGCGCCAUCUCAUGGACCUCGAAUCUCCGUUGAUGAAGAGAAAAGAAGCAGCAUAUGAAAAUGGCGGGAAUAUAUUCAUGAUUGUGUAUGAUAACAUAGUAUUAAACAUAGUGUGAAAAUUUAGAAAGGAAAAAAGUAUGGGGUAGUAAAAUGUCAAAAAAUGAUAGUAGGAGGGGGUUGGUGGGGUUUUGAUGUAAAGUAAAGGGGUGAUGAUUACAUCAUCAGACUUAUGACAGCGAGAUUAAAAGAAAUGAUGAAGAAAUCUUUUGCUUCU